CUUCGUUCACGCUUCUGCAUCUGCAUCUCGUCGCGCCGGCACUCCCGUGCUCCACUCUCCGCUCUCCGCAUCUCCUCACCGGCCGGUCACUCCCCUCCCUCAAAUAGAAUCUGCGGGGGCUAGCGUGGGUAGACGCGGCGUCCAGUUUCCCUUUACUCGGGCGGUGAAACGUAACCGGUGCGAGACGUGGUGCUCUUGGUUGGCACUCGACGCCACAGCUAUGCCAGCCUCAUCUACUUCAUCCCCAUCUUGCCCCUCACCCUCUUCCUCCAACACCAUUACCACCCCUCAAACCCGGCUCUCCCAAAUCUCCUCGCACAUUGACCCCAUGGCUGCCACCGCCUUCGACGCCAAUGUCGUCCCUCAGGCGCCUGAAGACCCCUUGUUUGGUCUGAUGGCUGCCUUCCGUCGUGAUGAGCACCCCAACAAGGUCGACCUGGGCAUUGGCGCCUACAGAGACGACAAUGCAAAGCCUUGGAUCCUGCCCGUCGUCAAGAUGGCCGAAGAGCGCCUCCGUAGCGACCCCAACCUUAACCACGAAUACCUGCCCAUUGCCGGCUUACCCGAGUUUACAACCGCAUCACAGAAGCUGGUUCUUGGUGGUGACAGCCCCGCCAUCAAAGACAAGCGGGUCACCAGCCUCCAGACAAUUUCCGGUACCGGAGCCGUCCACUUGGGCGCCCUCUUCCUCGCAAAAUUCUACAAGCCACAGACAGAGCGCACCGUCUACUUCUCCGACCCCACAUGGGCCAACCACUUCCAGAUCUUCUCCAAUGUCGGCAUCCAAUACAAGACAUACCCCUACUUCUCAAAGGACACAAAGGGCCUCAACUUUGAUGGCAUGAUUUCUGCCAUCCAGGGCGCGCCCGAGGGUAGCAUCAUCGUGCUACACGCAUGUGCCCACAACCCCACGGGCGUUGACCCUACCCAAGAUCAGUGGAAGAAGAUUGCCGACGUCAUCAGGUCCAAGAAGCACUUUCCCUUCUUUGACACUGCCUACCAGGGCUUCGCAUCUGGCGACCUUGCGACCGAUGGCUGGGCCAUCCGCUACUUUGUCGAGCAGGGCUUUGAGAUGUGCAUUGCUCAGUCGUACGCAAAGAACUUUGGUCUGUACGGCGAGCGUGCUGGCUGCUUCCACUUCAUCACCUCACCUUCAUCCGACGCCGAGUCCACCAUCACCCGUAUUGCCUCGCAGCUUGCCAUCCUCCAGCGCUCCGAGAUUUCGAAUCCUCCUGCAUACGGUGCCCGCAUCGCCUCGACAGUCCUCAACGACCCCACCCUCUUUGCCGAGUGGGAAGAGAACCUCCGGACAAUGUCUGGCCGCAUAAAGGAAAUGCGUAAGGAGCUUCGCAGCAAGCUCGAGCAAAUGGGCACACCCGGCACAUGGAACCACAUUACCGACCAGAUUGGCAUGUUCAGCUUCACCGGUUUGACCGAGAAGCAAGUGCUCAAAAUCCGAGAGGACUCGCACGUCUACAUGACUAAGAACGGCCGUAUCUCCAUGGCUGGUCUCAACUCACACAACAUUGACUACUUUGCAAAGGCUGUAGACAAGGUCGUGCGUGAGACGCAGUAGAUGUAGAGGGCUUGUACAACAUUAUAUGGUAGACAAGUCGUGAUUGCAAUACAUGCAUGAUAUGAUUAAUGACACUUGAUGGGGAGACUUGAGACGCCUGCGUCAUUCCGAUAGCAUAAGAUGGCGAAUAUAGACCAAUUGUCAUUUUAGCAAAAGUUUUGAUCUUCUUCCGUAAUUGUACAAGAC
Bipolaris sorokiniana ND90Pr is the source of this 1762-nucleotide messenger RNA. RefSeq lists its product as uncharacterized. Gene Ontology annotation, molecular function: pyridoxal phosphate binding; L-aspartate:2-oxoglutarate transaminase activity. Bases 221 to 1576 code for a protein of 451 amino acids. Gene Ontology annotation, biological process: L-aspartate biosynthetic process. NCBI's taxonomy places the organism in Eukaryota, Fungi, Ascomycota, Dothideomycetes, Pleosporales, Pleosporaceae. The transcript has 3 exons. Gene Ontology annotation, cellular component: cytosol. The record is from RefSeq and is a predicted model, not a curated record.